AGGGCUGGCGCUGCCCCGAUCUCUUCCACCGGCUUCUGCCUGCCAGAGGGGAGCCUUUGCAGCAGCUCUCGCACAACGCCCACCAUGUCCCAGGCUGGUGCUCAGGAGGCCCCCAUCAAGAAGAAGCGCCCCCCCGUGAAGGAGGAAGAUCUGAAGGGGGCCCGUGGGAACCUGGCCAAGAACCAGGAGAUCAAGUCCAAGACCUACCAGGUCAUGCGGGAGUGUGAACUAGCUGGUUCCACCGCCCCGUCGGUGUUCAGCGGCACCCGGACCGGCACCGAGACCGUCUUUGAGAAGCCCAAAGCUGGACCUGCCAAGAGUGUCUUUGGCUAAGAAGUGCACACCAUUCCUCUCGCCACUGCCAACUCCUAGAUGCAGGAGCCUUUCCCAAAAACUUUUUUUAUGCCAGAAUACACCUUCUCACCUGCUGCCUCUGGGACUGCCGCCUAUCCCUCAGAGCCCUGGUCCCUCAGCCCAGGGAGUCUGCACCGGCACCUGGGGAACAAUAAAGAGGAUGCCCAAGUGACUCCGGCAUUUGGAGGGUGUUAGUUGG
Messenger RNA from Panthera uncia (snow leopard), 553 nucleotides. It is a transcript of the gene MUSTN1, whose product is annotated as musculoskeletal, embryonic nuclear protein 1. Gene Ontology annotation, biological process: chondrocyte proliferation; tissue regeneration; chondrocyte differentiation. The coding region runs from base 85 to 333 and encodes 82 amino acids. Gene Ontology annotation, cellular component: nucleus. The record is from RefSeq and is a predicted model, not a curated record. The transcript has 3 exons. NCBI's taxonomy places the organism in Eukaryota, Metazoa, Chordata, Mammalia, Carnivora, Felidae.